Molecule: messenger RNA, 2570 nt
Organism: Bacillus rossius redtenbacheri
Lineage: Eukaryota; Metazoa; Arthropoda; Insecta; Phasmatodea; Bacillidae
Exons: 4
Coding region: 156-2012 (618 amino acids)
Source: RefSeq, a predicted model, not a curated record
CAGCACGUCAGAGGGCUAGGGAACCCUCGGCAAGCAGUGCGCCGCGACGCGCGCCUGGCGGUUAUCAGAGCGUCGCGGCGCUCAGUCUAGCGCGCGUCCCCGCCGGAGGAGGAUGUCAGGCGCGCUCCCUCCCUGCCGACCCCGCGUGUAGCACCAUGAUGCGCCGGAGGAGCACCAUCAGCGCACACGACUACCCCGAGCACCUGAACCCCUUCCGCGAGCAGCGGCGGGACAGCAUCGGCAACAAGUUCCGCUCCUUCGGCCAGAGGGGCAGCAGCUUCCGGAAUGCCUGGAACCUGCUGCUGCCGCGCUCUGGCCGGUCGCAGUCGUUCAGCCGGGGCGAGGACUCGGGGGUGGGGCGCGCGCCGCGGUCCCAGCUGGAGGCCGUGGGUCUGCCCGCCUCGUGGACCAUCUCCCCGCGCAGGCGCUACUCCCCCCCCGGCACUCCGCCCCGCAGCCCCUCGCUGGGCGGCUCCCAGCUGUCAGUGGCCACCCUGGGCUCCGACCUGCCGUCGCCCGACCAAUGGCGAGGGGCGCGACACAAGAAGAGGCGGGCCCCGCCCCCACCCACGCCCCCGACGGGCUCAAGAGCAUCCAGUCGUACCAACUCCCCCGCAGCCACCGACGAGUCCCUGCAGGUCCUGGUGAGCCAGAUACAGCAGGAGUUCGGGGAACACCGGCAGUUCCCCAGGCGACACGACCGCAGCACGACACCCGGUGCUUCUGCCGCAGAUGAGACUGGCCCGCUUGCGGACAAGGCGUUCGUGGUCGAGCCCCGUGUCUGCCCGACACCAACACCGGACAAACCUGGUGAUGGAGCGGAGGAUGGAAAUACUGCGACCAAAGACAGUCGAGGUUCUGGAGAAGUAUUGCUUUGUGGUGCCACAGAUACCAGCGAGGACCCUAAACAAGAUGGUGAAGCACUUGAUGAUCCCUCGAAAAAAGCACCCGACAAAGAAGUCACUGUUCAUGCCAAUGUAUUCGUUCAAACAACGAGCAGGACAAUCUCAAGAGACGGUGAAAAAAUUACAGUGACAGCCAGCGAUGAUAGGAACUCAUCUGACACUGCUGCGAAUGAAAAUGAAACAACUGAAAAGCCUUACGUUGCUACGGAAUCAAACAAAAACCAGAGUAACUCUGGUGUGCUGGAUCAGCGCAUUAUUAACGACCAAAACAGUGAUAAACUGGAAGUGUCCAGUUCGGUAACAGGCGAUGCAGUGAAAGUUUCUCACGGUGAAGUCUCCACGAAUGAGGGUCAAGUCGAAACAGUUUCAGAACAUUAUGAGUGCGGAGUGUUCGUUGUUUCUACUCCAGAUACUGCCAGUGUUUACGAAGACGCUGCAUCAGAUGAAGACAUUGACGAAUCUGACGACAAGCCAGCCUUUCAAGAACCAUGCUCGCUCGAUUCCAAUAAGAAAACAACUGUAGCCAUCGUCGACAAUUGGGAUAAUAGUGUACCUGCUCAUACAGAGAGCGAUGUGCCACAUGAUAAAAUAAUGAUGACGUCGGUUUUAGAUAAAGAGACACAUUUGGAAACAACGUCGAGUAAAAAUCCUUCUAAAACACAUUCCACUGUAACGCCAAGAAAUGUGAUUCCAGAUAUCACUACGACUAGCUGCAAAAAAACUAUAAAUGAAGAUGCUUCAAGUAAAGAAGUUUCUAUUGAAAAAACACCAAAUGAAAGCUUAAAUUCAGUGCAUCUUGGUAAUGACCAAUCCUACAAAGAUCCGCUUAAAAAUGCAGAGGAAAGUUUAGGAGCUACAUCUGACAAUGAAUCGUCAUUAAUGCCUAGAAAGGAUGUUAAAUCACAUACCAAUGGAGAAGUUCUACGAAAACCAGUCACUGCACCUAGGAAUAAGUCAUCGAAUGGUCUGGUAGAAGAGUCUUCCUCAACAGCGAAGGCAGCUCCUUCAGAUAGCUCCUCACGAAUCACGCCGACAGCCCCUCCGAGAAAUAAACCCCUGCCAGUGCCUCGGAUGAAAAGACUGAGGAAGUUAUUUUCCAAUCACUGAUUUUGGUUUGGACCUGAAUAAUUGUGCCAUACAUAGCUGUGCUUAUCCAAUUGCACUAUAUUUAAAAUUGUUUUGACUUUAAUGGAAAACAUGCAUUAACAGCUUGUAAAUAUAUUUAUUGCAAAACACCAUCAUAUGCAUAGCUAGUACAGCCAUUCUCUAGCUUCAAUCAGCACCAUAUUACUUUUCUUCACAGGUGUAUUCUAAUACUUUCCUCAAAAAUGCAAAAUGUAAACUUAUCUACUAUAGUAAUUAAAAAAAUAUUUUAGGCUAGAUAUUUUAAAGAAAAUACAUAUCAAUAUGUAUAGAUAAUUAAGUGAUAAAUUAAACUUAAUUUAUGACUGUAUUGUUUAUUUAAAGGCCUUGGUAAUGUGAACCAGGUUAAUACUAAGCGAAUAAUAUAAGACUUAUAUUAUUUUAAGAAACAGAAGAAGUGAUAAUAUCUUAAUGAAGCAAAUAUGAAACCUUUGUACUUUCAAGCGUAACCAAAAAACUAUGAAUUUAUGUAAAUUUGUAUUUAAAUAUGUUUUGAUUAAAACAUAUGUUUAUUUUGAUUCA